This is a messenger RNA of Xenopus tropicalis (tropical clawed frog), 720 nucleotides long. RefSeq names its product olfactory receptor family 5 subfamily AR member 47 (gene or5ar47). Gene Ontology annotation, cellular component: plasma membrane; membrane. NCBI's taxonomy places the organism in Eukaryota, Metazoa, Chordata, Amphibia, Anura, Pipidae. Gene Ontology annotation, molecular function: olfactory receptor activity; G protein-coupled receptor activity. The record is from RefSeq and is a predicted model, not a curated record. Gene Ontology annotation, biological process: signal transduction; detection of chemical stimulus involved in sensory perception of smell; G protein-coupled receptor signaling pathway. The transcript has 2 exons. The coding region runs from base 1 to 720 and encodes 239 amino acids.
AUGGAAAACCAAACAACCGUAUAUGUUUUGGUUCUCACUGGUCUGUCUGAUGUUCCAAGUCUUCAACUCCCUCUGUUCCUGGUGUUUCUCCUCAUCUACCUUAUGACUCUAACUAUGAACCUUCUCAUCCUUCUCCUGAUCUUCACUGAUUCCCAUCUUCACACCCCCAUGUACUUCUUCCUUGGAACCCUGGCAUGUCUGGAUAUGAGCUACUCCUCAGUCACUGCCCCAAGAAUGCUCUUUGAUUUACUCACAGGUAGAAGGGUCAUUUCUGUGCAAGACUGUAUAACUCAGAUCUACUUCUUCCUUUUUUUCAUUGCAUCAGAGCUUAUAGUGCUGGCAGUGAUGUCCUGUGACAGAUACAUUGCUAUCUGCCGCCCUCUUCACUACAUGCAGAUAAUGACCUGGAAAGUUUGUGUUCAGCUUGUAUUAAUCACAUUGGUUUUUGGUGCAGUAUAUUCCCUGACGCACACUCUAUUAUUAACUAAAUUGACCUUUUGCAGCUUGAAUACUUUGCAAAGUUUCUUUUGUGACCUGCCCCAGUUGCUUCAGAUCUCCUGUAGUGAAACGUUCAUCAAUGUAUUGAUUAUAUUAGUUUCUGGGAUAUUGGCAUUAAUGGAACAAAUGAAGGAUUUUGGAGGGCGAUGUAGCCUUAAAUUGUUAAGACUAUGGAGAAGGCCAGAAAGGGGCCCCAGUCAAGAGUCAGGGGCCAUAAAUUGA